AACCAUUCUCUGUGCGAGAUUUUUUCUUGUACCAUUGAGCUCCCCUCAAACUCGAAGGUCGCUCAAUUUUCAAGAUCCAGCUAGGCCUCGCCCUAGCUUGUUUGUUGAGGUCAAUAUGGCCAAUAUCUUACACAGAUCAUUUGUUUGCUGUAAUAGCUUGGUCGGGCAGUUAAGAUCUCAGAUAACCCAUCAGACUCUGCUGAGCACAUCCAUAGUUGCCACCAACCAACCAUGUAGGAACAAAACCACACAAACAAUCCACAAGGCUCGGAAGAAGGCCAGGCUGACUCUCAAAGACCAGGAGCGAAUGAGAAAAUCAGAGGAGUACAAGAACGAUCGACGCAAGUACAUCCUCGAUACCCUAAGAAACGCAGGUAUCAGGCCUGGACAACAGUAUCAAGAGAGGGCAAUCACCAUCACCUGCACUGGUGAUUUCUUUGAACCCUAUAUCCCACCAGAAGGAGAUGGAAAAGCAUCGUCUCUAACCACAGAGGGUGCUAAGCAACGUCUUGAGAGAGUCAAGAAUGUAGGUGUCACGCAAAUGGCCCAGAGGAAAAUUAGGCAAUUUGAACCAGAGUUUACGACGACAGACUUUGCCUGGAAAGCCCAGCAGAUCUAUGUUGAUGCUCACAAUGCUCUCCAGGAUUUUGACAGACAUCUACUGCAUUCACUAGUCACAGAAAAGUGUUAUCCCGAGAUGAUAGCUGGUUUCCGUUACAAGACAAUAAGAUGGAAGAUGCUGGAAUCCAUUGAGAAACCUCGUAUUGUACACAUGAGAUGUACAGACAUGAUUAACAAAGGCAACAUUUAUGGGCAGGUCACUGUGCGCUUUCAUACAAGACAGACACUGGCAAUCUACGACCGAUUUGGUCGCAUCAUGGUCGGUAGCGAAGAUGUACUCAAGGAUGUCCUGGAGUACGUAGUCUUUGAGAAACAUCUACCUCAUCGGUAUGGAACCUGGAGGAUGCAUGGUAAGAUAGUCCCAGAAUGGGCAGACCACAGGGAACCGGUAGUCAGGACUAUGGUCUUGCCUGAGGAGAUGGAGGAGGAGGAGGAGAUAGAGGAGGAGGAAGGAGAGGUGAUGGAGCAAGGAAGUAGUGAGAAAGGACAUGUGGAACACCAAACGAACUGAUUAACAAAUGAAUAACUUUCUAUCUAGUAGUUUUGAUGGACAGUGUGUGGAGGAUAAGGACAAGCAAGUAAUAAAGAUCCUCAAGCCAGCUGCUUUUGUGGUGAUUGAUAAGGACGUUGCAUCAUGGUAUCAUUCUUUCAUGAUGCUGCAGAAAUGGCUUUAUUUGAAGAUAAGAUAGCAUUCUGUUUGAAAUGUAGGUCAGGAAUGAUGAAGCUCAAAGACACUAUCCUAACAAGGUGAUCAGUAAUUUGGAUUGCUUAUGUAUUUAUUUUAUUACUGCAUCACAAAAUCAUGCAGUAUUCUAACGAAAGGUAAAGGGGUACAUGAUGGGUUUUUCAAUAAAUACAUACAUAUUUGCAAGAGCAGAGUAGAGAAACAGCUGGAAGAAAACUGUAAAAACUGUGCUUCAAGUUUGGUACAGUUUGUUAUCAUGUUUUGAAUAAACAGCAAAUUGGAAUAAAUUAGUAGCAAAAAUGUAGUAAAAAGAAUGAGAAAUCAUUAACAGAAAUUGCUACUCAUUUUGAUAUAGAUUAAUAAAAUGAAAUCAAUACCUAAAUCCAAAUUAACAUAUGUUUCUGUGAAGGAGAAGUAACAUCAUAGAACAUCUGAGAUGAAGGAAUGAUGAGAUGAAAGGGAAUGGAGAAAGAGAGAUUACUGGAGUAAUAAGUAGGUAUUAAGUAAAAAGGACAAAGAAAAGUUCAAGCAAGAUAAAUUGGAAGUGCAGAACCAAGAUUGUAGCAUGCAGAGGGGAUAUAAUUUAAAGAAGAUAGUUAUAUAUAUCAGCUAUAAAGCUAUGGGCUAUAGAGCUGUACAAAAUAGCAUGAUGAUAGAAAGUAUUUAAAGAAUGGGAAGCAAGGAAUCAAAAGGAAAGGAAGGAGAAAUAACAUACCACUGAUGUAUGAUAAGCAUUAAAACAUGCUCCCUCUCCUUUCUACCCUAUUCCCACAGCACGUAUCCAAUAAUACCUUUAUUUUGUGCCCAUCCCCUCUAAUUUGAAGACGCUCCCAUUUGUGUACAUUUCAAGACUUUUUCUUCGAUAUCCUGGAUCAACUGUUAAAAUAUUGUGAUAUAUGUACCCUUAGCCUUAUUUCCAGUAUUUUGGUACUUGGUUCUAGGACUUGGUUCAUUAAAACAGUUGUAUCAAUCAAUUAUUUAAAUUGUUCUAAACACUUAUAAUGAAUGUCUAUUUCUUAUCUGUGAGACCGUGACAUGUUUUUGCAUGAUAUUUGGACAUAAUUAUUAAAUGAUAUGAAAGAUAGCAAA
This is a messenger RNA of Strongylocentrotus purpuratus (purple sea urchin), 2395 nucleotides long. RefSeq names its product 39S ribosomal protein L45, mitochondrial (gene mrpl45). Bases 116 to 1132 code for a protein of 338 amino acids. NCBI's taxonomy places the organism in Eukaryota, Metazoa, Echinodermata, Echinoidea, Camarodonta, Strongylocentrotidae. The transcript is spliced from 7 exons. The record is from RefSeq and is a predicted model, not a curated record. Gene Ontology annotation, cellular component: mitochondrion.